AUGGCAAUUUCCACUCCAAUCUUGCUGGCAAUCGUUAUAUUGCUUUGCAUCACCCUUUUGACACCAUCUGUUCAUGCGUUUGGCGCUGGUAAUAUCCCAAGCUUCUCCUACUUGGAAGGUAAAGCAUUUCGUCAUGGCGAUAUUGAUGAUACCAUUACCGAAUUGGCCAAGAAAGCUGGAGGUGGCUUACUCGGUCUAGGUGGAGGAAGCAAGUUUACCGGACUGGAUGUCAAGCGCAUUUACUUGGGAAGCUUUUUGGCUGAUUACUCUCAAGCAAUGGACAUAGGAUCUUUGGAAAAAGUGUCUAAACAAAAUAUCUUGAAUAUUAUUAUGGUUAUGGGAUUCAUGGCUUUUGGUUACGCAACGAAAGAAUUUGAGAUCACUAUGGACAGAUUGUCUGUCUACUUGCCAACCGAACAUAUUGAUAACCCAAAAGGAUAUGGAGCUGGUAAAGACCCUCGUCAAAUUGACCCAAGAUUGCGUGGUCCAGUGCGUGAUGUAGAAAUGGAAAUUGACCCUAGAAGUGGAAUGAAGAACUACAUCGCCAACGAAUCCGGAGAUUGGGAUACAAGCAGUGCGCUGGUACGUAAACGCUUGAUCGAAUGUAUCGAAACCGGGCGAAGGGCAAGAGCAUCAGGCGAUGAAGCUAUGCUGUUUGAAGCUUAUCGUCAAUUGGGUCGUUGCUUGCAUACGCUGGAAGAUUUCCCAGCCCACAGCAAUUUCUGUGAGCUAGCCUUGAUUAGAGCUGGUCAUCACCAAGUAUUCUCUCAUGUUGGAGACAAUGUCAAAGUCCAGGCACCUGAUGGACAAAUGGUACCACCGCUCGUGACCGGAACGUUUGGAGGAGCUGAUUUCAUCCACAGCUUGCUCGGUGAGGCCCAAGAUCAUCUUUCAGAAGCAUCAGUUUCUGAUCUUCAAAAGACUGUUCAUGAUGCUGGCAGUAAAGGAUCAAGCCCAAUCAGUGAUCUUUUGGGUUUGCUUCACAACAUUCCUGGAAGUACCAGCAGCGGUCUUUCGCGUGAUGCUGAAUCUCUUCAACAAGGACCUUCACGGGAUCCUGCAACGAUGAACCCGCAAGAAAUCUAUGCAAACUUGUUUAGAAUUUUGAGCUUCCGCGAUAGCGUGAUGAUGUCUAUCGAGAAAACCAUGGAACGCAUUCCCGGUUUGAACUCUUUGGUGGAGAAGAUCAGUAAUUCAGUUUCUGUGUUUGUAUACACUCUGCUUGAGCCUUAUGUUCAACCAAUCGUCAAGCAAGCAUUAGGUGGUUUGCAAGCCUCAAGUCAACAAGUGAUCAACAACGAAGAUCAAUUUGAAGUAUUCACAAACCCGAAUGCUUCUGAUCCAACUCAUUCUAUGUUGAGCAAAGAUCAUUUCGGACUUGUGUUGAAUGAAGUUGGAGGUAAUUUGGGGAUGAUUAUCGUUCGUCACUGCGUACCAUUGGUGGUAAAGGCAUGGGAUGAUCCCAGCUCCGAUCCAAAACAAACUGCUGAUGAAUGCCUUGCUGUUCUCUUUCACCCGAACUGGUUCAACCCAAAUCAUUGCCACCCUGUCCAGGCCAGGAUGAUGGGAUUCGUGGAAGAGUGGGCACGAUCCAAUUCCAGCGAGGUACGCAGAUUGGACAGAGAGUCUGUCCGCGCUCAUCGUAACACACGUUCAGGUAAUGCAGAACCACACAGUCAUGGUGGUAACACGUACGGUGUUUCUGUUGAAGGACAACAAGGAUAUGAUACAGGUUCGGGAAUGGCCCAUCAAUUCCAAGGUUAUAUCGGCGGAAAGAUUAGCAAUGCGAUGGGCGGUCAAAAUUUCCCUGGCAUGGGUAAUUUCCGUGAAGUACCUGAAGGAUCAGAAGGAAGAAGUGAACAAGAGUCUACUUAUCCCCACUUCCCUUCCCAUGAACAGCCAGACUCGCAACAUCAUCAAAAUCCUGAUUAUGACGCACCUUAUCACCAACAAGAAUCAGAACAUCAAAAUUCGCAUUAUGAUGCCCCAUCCUUCCCGCCUCCUCCAUCUGAGUUCCCCGAACCGCAACAACCGUGGCAACAAGGAGGUCAAUACGAGCAACAACCUUUUGGUGAAUCACAGUACCCACAACAAGGCUAUCCACAGGAAGGCUAUCCGCAACAAGGCUAUCAACCGGAAGGCUAUCCGCAACAAGGCUAUCAGCAAGGCUACCAGCAAGGAUAUCAACAACAGCCUCCUUACAAUGCUCCUGGCUACCCACCCAAUUACUUCAAUACGCCUCUUCGAUCACCUCCCGGCCACCCGAACAAGAAACCGAGUCAACCUGCCCCUUUGGAUCCCGGAAAGACUACUCGGCGUUCAUGGUAUUUGUGUUUCUUACGUUCCACCAACGGAUAA
Molecule: messenger RNA, 2358 nt
Organism: Meira miltonrushii
Lineage: Eukaryota; Fungi; Basidiomycota; Exobasidiomycetes; Exobasidiales; Brachybasidiaceae
Product: Het-C-domain-containing protein
Exons: 3
Coding region: 1-2358 (785 amino acids)
Source: RefSeq, a predicted model, not a curated record